This is a messenger RNA of Scaptodrosophila lebanonensis, 989 nucleotides long. RefSeq lists its product as uncharacterized. Lineage: Eukaryota; Metazoa; Arthropoda; Insecta; Diptera; Drosophilidae. Gene Ontology annotation, molecular function: N-acetyltransferase activity. The transcript has 4 exons. The record is from RefSeq and is a predicted model, not a curated record. Bases 69 to 803 code for a protein of 244 amino acids.
CCAACAUUGGCGGUGUACGUGUGUACAUUUUUGUUUUUAUUACAAAUUUCUAUUGAAAAGUAAAUAAAAUGGCAAAGCAGUUUGCGCUCAAGGGAGAGGAAUUCGAAAUAAGGAACAUAUCGCCCGAUAUGUACGAAGAAACGGAAGAGCUUUUUAUGCACGUCUUUCCAAAUUAUGAAAACAUGUGUCUGGCCACCAAUAUGAAGGAAUCCCCAGAGGCCCUCGAAGAGUUAAGGCAACUGCUCCAUGCUGUGCUUCCCGAUGGAAUCUCAUUUGCGGUUAUACACAAGCCCACUGGCAAGAUAGUGGCAAUUUGUUGCAACAAAAUUAUAAACCACAAGAAGAAUAUUUCAUUGGACGAGGUCUUCGAGAGCUUUAAAACGCCGCAAAUGUUCACCAUAGAUGCGUAUUUGGUACGUUUGGAGAACGAUUUCGAUGUUUUCAAACAGUGGCAAGUGGAGUCUGCUUUCGAAAUUGAGUUCCUUGCCGUCCAUCCCGAUUGGACCAAACGUGGUUUGGCCUUCAACGUGUGCUCCUAUGCCUUGGACUUUGCUGUGGCGAUGUCCAAGGGCGAACUAACCCCGGAACAGAUGGCACAGAUGCCCGAUCAUAUACGAAAGGAGCGACCGGACGUGUCAAUGGGUGUCUUCACAUCGCUCUAUACACAGAGAAUGGCUGCCAAAUUAAAUUUUAUUCCAGUUAAUGUGGUGCCCAUGACAGAAUUUAGUUUUGAAGGCAAAACUUUUGCCGAAGUCGUCGCUCCGGAGCACGUCAAUUCGCAACAUGCAGCCAAAAAGUUGUAGAGGAGAUGACUUGUAAAGAAGACCAUUUCAGAAUUCAAGACAAUAAAAAAAAUUUGUAGUCGUUGGUGAAAAAUAUAGCCUAGAAGGCUCAAAGUUUUAAUAUGAUUUUUAAUAUUUUAAAAUUGAAUUUUUAAUUUUAUAAAUCUCGUUCCAUUUUAUUGAAAUAAACAUUGUCAUUACUCCAAA